CGUGCGCGCGGAGGGAGGGAGGAGCCGUGCGCGCUUCCGACACGCACUGUCUGUGAGAGAGAAGCGGCGUCCUCAAAACUUUUCCCUGACGGAUAAUUCAUGACAAAAAUCAGCGUAGUCGUGAAGGGAUUCCUGGAGACACGCCAUGUUCAAGGCCGUGCUGAAGAAGAGCAGAGAUGGCGGGAAAAACAAGAAGGAUGCAGGGGAGCCGUACCUGCUCAGUGCCCAGCGCAGGUGUCCCGGCGGUGGGAUGCAGGAUCCCGCUGGUGUCCAUCCGUUCCCACCCGCAGACGAAGGCCUCAGACUCGGCCUGGCUAAAGGGGUCUCCAUGUCCCUCCCAUCAUCCCCUCUCCUGCCCCGGCAGACAUAUGUGAUGGCGGCUCGCCCGUGCAAGAAGUCUCCAGGACCUGUUAGAAAGCCCAAGUAUGUGGAGAGUCCUCGCGUUCCUGGAGAUGCGAUCAUGUCGUCGCUGAGGAAGCUUCCUGACGGUGCGACUGGCCCCUCCCCCGCCACUCAGGAGUUGAUGACACGCUUGGGGUUCUUGCUGGGUGAAGGCAUCCCGGGCUCCACGCGCAUACCUAUGGAUGACAAGAAUGAAAAAAAGUGUCCAGUGAAUCAGGGAAUCAGUCCAUGUUCUACUCUGACCAGCAGCACGGCGUCUCCAUGUACGGACAGUCCCUGCUCCACCUUAAACAGUAACAGCGGCCGUCCUGUCUGUGGAACCAUCAUCAGCCCCAGCUCCACCCUCGAGAGCAAAGACAGCGGUAUCAUCGCCACCAUCACCAGCUCAUCAGAGAAUGACGACCGCAGCGGCUCCAGUCUGGAGUGGGGUAAAGAGGGCAGCAUAAGGAGCUGCGCUCAACAUGUGCGGCAAGACACGUGCUCUCCGGUGGCCGAGGAGGAAGCGUCAGCAUCCGGGACUGGGGUACGGAGCAUCUCUACUGCUAAGAAGACUUCAGGAGCCACAGGGUCUGAGGGACCCGUCCAGUAUCCCAUGCAGAACUCGUCCAGUCUGAUGAUGCCUCGGCCGAACUCAGUGGCAGCGACGAGCUCCACUAAGCUGGAGGAUCUGAGCUAUCUUGAUGAACAGCGGAACACCCCCCUGCGUACGUCCAUCCGCCUGCCCUGGCACAACACCGGGGGCAGAGCUCCACACGACAAAGCCCGCUUUGCUCCGUACAAGCCCACUGACAUCAUGCUCAAGCCGCUGCUGUUUGAGGUUCCCAGCAUCACCACUGACUCUGUGUUCGUGGGCCGUGAUUGGCUGUUCCAGCAGCUGGAGAACGACCUGAGACCCAGCGAAUCGGGCGAGAGCUCCGGGUCCGUCAUCGUGGGCAAUGUGGGCUUCGGCAAAACCGCCAUCAUCUCCCGCCUGGUGGCGCUCAGUUGCCAUGGCGGCCGCAUGAGACAGAUCGCGUCCAACAGCCCGAGCGCAUCUCCGAAAAGUGGGGAGCCAAGUUCAGAUCUGCCCCUGAGUCAGCCGCCUCAGCCGACCCCUCCACCCAGCACCACCAACACCCUGCGAUCCAGCAGCUGUCCCAGCACACCUGAGCUGCAGCGGCGCCGCGAGGAGGCCGUCAAGCGCCUGGCUGCCAAGGUGGUGGCGUAUCAUUACUGUCAGGCUGAUAACACGUACACGUGUCUGGUUCCUGAGUUUGUGCACAGCGUGGCUGCUCUCCUGUGCCGAGCGCAUCAGCUGACUGCAUACAGAGAGCUGCUGCUGAAAGAGCCACACCUGCAGAGCAUGCUCAGUCUGCGCUCCUGCGUGCAGGACCCCAUGGCUGCCUUCCGCAGGGGCAUCCUCCAGCCGCUUGUCAACCUGCGCAAAGAGAGGAAGAUUCCAGAGGAAGAUUGCAUCAUCUUGAUUGAUGGGCUGAACGAGGCGGAGUUUCACAAACCAGACUAUGGGGACACCGUCGCCUCCUUCAUCACCAAGAUCAUCUCCAAGUUCCCUAACUGGCUCAAACUGAUCGUCACUGUGAGAACAAGCCUUCUGGAGAUCACCAGUCUGCUGCCCUUCUCCAAGAUCAGCCUGGACGAAUUCCCAGACAACAAGGAGAUCGGGACGGACCUGAACGCCUACAUCCAGCACCGCAUCAACGGCAGCCAGAACAUCCUCAACAACAUCUCCCUCAACGGCAAAGCCGACCCCAUCAUCGUGGGCAGAGUCAGCUCCCACCUCAUCUCCCGCAGCCAGGGCUCGUACCUGUACCUCAAACUGACCCUUGACCUCUUUGAGAAGGGUCAUCUGGUCAUCAAAAGCGCAAGCUACAAGGUGGUGCCCGUCUCUCUGUCGGAGCUCUACCUGCUGCAGUGCAACAUGAAGUUCAUGACCAACUCUGCGUUCGAGCGCGCCGUGCCCGUUCUCAACGUGGCGCUGGCGUCCCUUCACCCCAUGACGGAUGAGCAGCUGUUUCAGGCGCUGAACGCGGGCAGCGAGCGGGGAGAGCUGCUGUGGGACGACUUCCAGCAGAGGAUGGAGACGCUCUCGUGUUUCCUCAUCAAACGCAGGGAUAAGACACGGAUGUUCUGCCACCCGUCCUUCAGAGAGUGGCUGGUGUGGCGAGGAGAUGGAGAGAACUCCGACUUCCUGUGUGACACCAAGAGUGGACAUGCACUGAUGGCCUUCAUGUUGUCAAGGCAGGAGGGAAAGUUAAACAGGCAGCAGACGAUGGAGUUGGGACACCACAUCCUGAAAGCACACAUCUUCAAGGGUCUGAGUAAGAAGACCGGUGUGUCGUCCAGUGUUCUUCAGGCUUUAUGGAUCAGCUGUAGCACUGAUGGUCUUUCUGCUGCUUUGGUCUCUCUUAGGAACCUCUACACACCCAAUGUCAAGGUGAGCCGUCUGCUGAUGCUCGGUGGAGCGAAUGUAAACUACCGUACGGAGGUGUUGAACAACGCCCCGGUCCUCUGCGUCCAGGCUCACCUGGGCCAUCAGGAAACGGUCAGCCUUCUGCUGGAGUUUGGAGCAAACGUGGAUGUGGUUUCAGAGAACAGCAUGAGUGCUUUGUGUUACUCAGCGGCCGCUGGGCAUCUGGAGCUGGUCAGCCUUCUCUGUAAGAGAGGAGCCAAGGUGGAUCACGUGGACAAGAGCGGCCAGUGUGCGCUGGUGCAUGCGGCCCUGCGGGGUCAUUCAGAGGUCAUCGAGUGUCUGCUGGAGCUGAGCUGGAGCAGUGAGGGUCAACAGGACCUGAGCCUGAAGAACAAAGCCCUGCAGCAGGGGCUCAUCGCGGCCUGCAGUAUGGGACACAUUCAUGUGCUGGAAGGCUUGUUGACGUUGAAUAAUGAACUGGCGGUGCAGAUUGAUGCCCAUGACACACUGUGGGGCGAAACAGCUCUGACUGCGGCCGCAGGACGGGGGAAGAUGGAGGUGUGCAGCUUCCUGUUGGAGCGGGGGGUGAAGGUUCAGCAGGUGAACAGGAGAGGAGCAUGUGCCCUGUUCUGCGCAGUCCGACAGGGACACUGGCAGAUUGCAGAUCUGCUGCUGCAGCAUGGGGCGGAUGUGAAUGUAAGCGACAAACAGGGCCGAACGCUGCUGAUGGUGGCCGCAUGUGAGGGGCAUCUCAGCACGGCCGACUUCCUGUUGUCUAAAGGUGGCUCUUUAGAGUCGGUGGAUAAGGAAGGGUUAACUCCGCUCAGCUGGGCGUGUUUAAAAGGACACAAGAACGUUGUUCAGUUUUUGGUGGAGAAGGGUGCAGUUAUCGACCACUCGGACAAGAAUGGACGCACUCCGCUGGACCUGGCUGCUUUCUACGGAGACGCAGACAUCGUUCAUUAUCUGGUUGAGAAAGGGGCCGUGAUCGAGCAUGUGGACUACAGUGGCAUGAAGCCGCUCGAUCGCGCCAUCGGCUGCAGAAACACCUCAGUGGUGCUGACCUUACUGAAGAAAGGAGCCAAACUAGGCUACAGAACGUCACCUUAUGAUCGAACAGGUAACGCAGCCUGGGCGAUGGCGACCUCCAAACCCGACAUCCUCAUCAUCCUCCUGCAGAAGCUCAUGGAGGAAGGCAACCUGCUGUAUAAGAGGGGGAAGAUGAAGGAAGCAGCUCAGCGGUAUCAGUACGCAUUGAGGAAGUUUCCCAGAGAGGGAUUCGGUGAUGAACUCAAGGCCUUUAAGGAGCUGCGUGUGUCUUUGUACCUCAGUCUCUCCCGCUGCCGCCGGAAAACCAACGACUUUGGAUUGGCGGAGGAGUUUGCAACCAAGGCUUUGGAGCUCAAACCCAAAUCGUACGAGGCGUACUACGCUAGAGCCAGAGCCAAACGCAGCAGCAGACAGUUCACCGCAGCGUUAGCCGACCUGCACGAGGCCUCGAAGCUCUGCCCCAACAACCGUGAGAUCUGCCGUCUGCUGGCCCGCGUCGAGGAGGAGUGCAAACACCAGAGCCUGAGCAACCCGGAGCAUGCCGAUCCAGAGCAGGACGACAGGACGGAGCGCGUCGAUGACGAGGAGGAGGAGGAGGAUGACGACUCUGAGGCCUGGUCUCAAAACAUCUACUCGCUAAACCGGACUUCAAACGGCCGCUCGGUUUCGCCGCCUCACAGGCAAAGCCUCCGACAUCAGCACCAGAAGAGCCUCGUCCUGCAGCCCAGCAAACAGGCGCAGAUCGUCAAAACCAGCCAGCAUCUGGGAUCCUUACGGGCGGGAUCCGCACGACCGACAAACACAAAGAGCCAAUCGCAAUAUGCUCCGUCCAGCCCGAUUCCCAGCCGGCACAUAUCCAGCGUGCUAAAGGCCGGACCGGGCAUCGACAUCAGCCCGUUACUGCCCGCAAACAACGAUGCAGACAUCCAAGUGCACUCGUCCAAAACUCAGUCUCUAGAAGGGACGCUUCUUUCCGCGACUUCUGGAGCUCAAAGUCAAGAGCUGCGAAAAGACGCCAGCAUGAGGGUCUCCAGCUCCACCAGCAGCCUGGCGUCCAGCAGCAGUUUAUCAGACAGCGGGAAAGUGCAAGGCCCAGACGUGCGCACCAAAACCGCAUCGGACAAGCCUAAGAUCAGCCAGACCGGCUCUGUGGAGUACAAACCCCGUCCGUUCAUGGGAAUCAUGGACAAAACGGCUCGAUUUCAGCAGCAGCAGCCGGUGGCUUCUCGAGGUUGGCAGAGUCACUCCACUGAAAGACUCGUCGCUUCUGCGGGUCUGACGGGUGAGAUCGUGUACGGCAAACCGUCUGGAGCUUAUUACGAGCCGCUCAAAGGUCCCGCCAUGGGCGGCCUGCACAACGGGAGUCUGCAUGCUAAAGAGUUCUGCCAUAAAGAAAGCAAACCGGUUCUGGCUAUGGCACAUUCAUUCAUGGACAGUAUGAGCAAACAGCCCGGCUUAACUCGUGAAAACCCCACCAUUCAUGUAGCGGCAAUGAAACCAAAGAGAUCCUUUAUAGAGUCGAAUGUUUAGGACGUUUAUAUGCAACAACCCUAGAAAACACACUUCAGAUGAAGGCAUCUGAUCUGAGGACGAUUCCAGCCCCUGUAUACACAUACACGUACACACAUACAUAUACACACUAC
Molecule: messenger RNA, 5505 nt
Organism: Sinocyclocheilus anshuiensis
Lineage: Eukaryota; Metazoa; Chordata; Actinopteri; Cypriniformes; Cyprinidae
Product: protein TANC1-like
Exons: 27
Coding region: 146-5392 (1748 amino acids)
Molecular function (GO): protein binding
Source: RefSeq, a predicted model, not a curated record